AUGCACCCAUCAUAUUCGCUUGCUAUUGCAGGCUUCUUCCUUUCAAGUGCAUUUGCCAAAGACCAAUGUCGAUGCACUACUGACGAUUUCUGUUGGCCAUCGACCAAAGCCUGGACCGCUCUGAACUCCACCAUUGACGGCCACCUGAUUCGUUAUACACCUCCAGGCGCUGUUUGCUACAAAUCUCAUCCCAACUACGACGCCGAGGCUUGCGAUUCCGUCAUCAAGCAGUGGCCAGAGUCAAAGUUUCACUCUAGCGAUCCGGCGAGCCUUCACAGCGCGUGGUCGAAUGCUGGUUGUAUUCCGGUCUACAAGAACGGAACUAGUAUCUACGGCGACCCCGAGGCGGGCGAGCGAGGAUGCUCAAACGACGUGCUUCCUGCUUAUGUCGUGAACGCUACUACCACGGAUCAUGUUGUAGAAGCACUGAGGUUCGCCGCGGUGAAGAACAUCAGAUUGGUCAUCAAGAACACAGGACAUGCUGGCGAUGGAAGGAACUUAGGGUCAAGCAGUCUGUCGAUCUGGACUCACAACUUGAAGGGCAUUGAACUGAUUGAGAACUUCAACUCUACCUGUCCCAAUUCGAAGGACACCCCAAGCCCACGCAUGGCUGCCACUGUUGGCGCUGGCGUUCAGGAUGGGGAACUGGUCGAAACAUUGGCUGCCAGGAAUGCUCUGGCUGUUAGCGGUACCAGUAACGAUGUUGGAGUCACCGGUUGGUCUACUGGAGGUGGUCACGGAUUCGCUACGGGCCACUACGGACAGGGCGCAGACAACAUCCUUGAGGCAGAGAUUGUUACUCCAUCUGGGAAAGUCGUGAUUGCCAAUGAAUGUCAAAAUGAGGACCUCUACUGGGCCAUCCGCGGUGGUGGUGGUGGCACCUUUGGUGUCAUCACAAGUCUCACCGUCAAAGCUUAUCCUGCACCUCAAAUGGUCAUGGUAGCAUUCGAUACCAGUAUCAAGAAUCACACCUCGGAAGACGAGUGGUACCAGUUCAUCGCAGAUGCCCAUGCUCUGUUCCCCGCCAUGCAGGAUGCAGGUAUCCACGGCUACUACACGGUUGAAGGACCUCCUUCGGCCGAAGCUCUCACCUUCAGCGGCUCAUUGAUGAUGUUUGAAGCGUCCAACAAAACCUACGAAGAUGCCAUCCGACCAUUUGCGAAGCUGUUAAGAUCUUCCAACGCAACAGUCGCCUGGUCCUUGAACAGGCUUCCUGUGAACAACUGGCAAGGUUUGCUCAAGAUUUUGCCUGAUAUUGGAUCUGUCAGCGCAGGCCAUAGUAUUAGAACAUCCCGCCUAAUCUCACGACGUACCGUCAUAGAAAAAACUGACAAGUUCGCCGCCGUGUACAAGAAGAUUGGCCCUACCAAGAAAGCACCAUCGGUAUGGAUGGAGGAUAAACUGCAUUCUCUAAGCUCUCUCACUAAUAGUGUUCAGAACGGCCUGCCAAAUCUCUCAAUGUCCGGUACUCUCACAAUCAGCCCCAAAUCUGUCAACAACUCUCUUCAUCCUUCCUGGCGCAACGCAACUGUCCAUCUCAUCACCGGUCAAGCUUGGACGGACUCAACGAACGAAACCGAGAUCCGAAGCAUGAUCCACGAUAUGACAUACCGCAAGCUUGGAUUGCUGAGAGACCUCGACCCUGUUCAAGGGACUCUACUAACGCAUGAAAACAAGGCAAGCUCGAUCGAACCGGACUGGCAAUCGUCAUUUUGGGGACCAAACUACGCCCGCCUUCGCGAAAUCAAGGAAAAAUAUGAUCCUGAUGGUCUUUUGUGGUGCCCUCGGUGUGUUGGAAGUGAGGAUUGGGUGCAGCGACAAGAUGGCCUAUCCAUGCAGUACGCACCUAACGAAUUGUAUUUAAUUUAUUAUAUAAGUAAAAUAAAAAAAAGCUUAUUUACACUACUUACACUGUGUAAAUAA
This is a messenger RNA of Fusarium oxysporum Fo47, 1923 nucleotides long. Its product is annotated as FAD-binding oxidoreductase. Lineage: Eukaryota; Fungi; Ascomycota; Sordariomycetes; Hypocreales; Nectriaceae. The transcript is spliced from 8 exons. Gene Ontology annotation, molecular function: oxidoreductase activity; FAD binding. The record is from RefSeq and is a predicted model, not a curated record. The coding region runs from base 1 to 1923 and encodes 640 amino acids.